AUGAAGGUUUCAGGCUUGCUCGCCCUUGGCUCUCUGCUCUCUGCUCUUGGAGUUGUAGCUGUUCCUAUCUCUGAGUUUGAUGCCAAAGUCGCGGCUGGGUACCGUCUUCUCCAGACUUCGGACGACAAGGCUCCAUUCUGGGCGACCGAGGAGGAAAAGCUCGAAUUGUUGAGGAAGGAUGUCGGAUACUUCGACUUGACAGAGACUUACCACCUCGAGGAGGAGCUCAAGGCCAAAAAGGUCAAGGCAGUUGUCGAGCGUGCAACUUACCCCGCCAUCUCGCAGCAAACCUCUGUCAAGGCCCUUCUGCCCUCGCUCUCGACCACCAACAUGAACACAUACCUCUCCAAGCUCACGGCGUUCAACAAUAGGUACUAUAAGGCUACCACCGGGCUCGACGCCAGCAACUACAUCUACGACACUCUAUCCUCCUUCGCAGCUGGAAAAUCCGGAGUAACCGUCACGAAAUUCUCCCACUCCUGGACCCAACAAUCCAUCAUCGCCAAAAUUGCCGGCUCGUCAUCGACCGCAUCGACAGUUGUAUUGGGCGCACAUGAAGACAGCAUUAACCAGUCCAACCCCAUGAACGGCCGCGCACCCGGAGCAGAUGACGACGGUACUGGCGCCGUCAACCUGAUCGAGGUCUUCCGUGUACUUGUCGCGAGUGGAUUCAAGCCCACCAAGAACGUCGAGUUCCACUGGUACUCGGGUGAAGAGGCCGGAUUGCUCGGCAGUAACGCAAUUGCCACGAAUUACAAGUCUGCAGGAAAGAGUAUUUAUGCGAUGUUGCAGUUGGAUAUGACUGGCUAUGUCAAGCCUGGAACAACCGGAGCUAUCACUCUGGUCACGGACAACACAGAUUCCGGCCUGACCUCUUACGUCACCAGCCUCGCGACUGCGUACUCCAGCAUCAAGACGGCGACCACCACCUGCGGAUAUGGGUGCUCCGACCACUCCAGCUGGACGCGCCAAGGAUACCCUGCGGCAUUCCCCUUCGAGAGUACUUAUGCGAACCACAACUCUGCCAUCCACGGAAGCGGCGACACCACUUCCGUCUCCGGCUUCUCAUGGACCCAUUCUCUUGAAUUCGCCAAGGUUGCACUUGCUUUCGCGUACGAACUGGGUGCUUAA
Messenger RNA from Rhizoctonia solani, 1131 nucleotides. Its product is annotated as Peptidase family M28 protein. Gene Ontology annotation, molecular function: metalloexopeptidase activity. The record is from RefSeq and is a predicted model, not a curated record. NCBI's taxonomy places the organism in Eukaryota, Fungi, Basidiomycota, Agaricomycetes, Cantharellales, Ceratobasidiaceae. Gene Ontology annotation, biological process: proteolysis. Bases 1 to 1131 code for a protein of 376 amino acids. The transcript has 8 exons.